UGGUGGGAGGUGUUAAAUCAGUUAUUUUGCUGCUGAGCUCAGACAGUAUGGACUCUCAAAACAAGGCCUGGCUUUAAAAACAAAGUUGCUAACCAGCACUUAUACCGUAAAUAUGUUGUUAUAAGCAGAAUGCGGUCGGUUUUAUUUCUCUCCGGUAUGGAAGAGCGGCAUCAAACCGGGAAUAAAGUGCGUGAAGCGGCGGAAACGGGGCGGCGGAUGUGAAGCGGUCCAGCCAAAUAAAUAAGAUAUGAACGCGUCUUUUCUACCCAGCCUGGCAACAUCCCGGGGAGGUCAACGACGCUGCGGAGAGAAAGAGGUGGCAACCAUGAUUCAGACACGGGAAUAAUAAUAAUAAUAAAAAAACAUUUCUAAAGGGAGGUUUCGCCUUGAGCGGAGGUUUGGGAGUAGCGAGACGCGGCGGCGCUGCGCCCGGGCUCUGGAGCGCCGGAUCCCGCUUGGAAGCCGAUGAAGUGUCGGUGGUGGCCGGGCCGUAUGGAGGUCCGUCGUCCAUGAUUAAGCGACUUUGGCAUGCAGAAGGGCUUGUAAACGACGUUUCUAUCGCCGUAGCAAAAGGUCUCCAACCUCCCUUCACCCCUCUCCUCCCUGUGGAUCAUAGGAACGCCCCGUCAUCACCCCCUCCUCCCCGGACAGACCAACGGAAGGAUUCCCGGAUUGCCUUUCAGCCCUGAUUCCUUGUCUCUCUCUGCCCAUCUUCCACCUCCAUCUCUUUCCUUUGUCAUAAUGGCUACUUGAAUGAUUUAUAAAGUACUGUAGUGCCCUCGAGCAAGGCAUUGCUCUGCUGUUGACACGUUUGUCAAUAUGGCCGGUCCGAGGGUGUUAAGAGGGAUAAAUCAACAGCAUCGACGUUCACAGUGUAAACGUGAUAUAUGUGACUGAUCUAAGAGAGAGAAAAAGAGAUGAUUCAGCUAUUCCAGACCGCCUCGUAACACCUUGAACGACUAGCGGGACCCCCUGAAGUGCCUUGCCCAAGGGAACACCAGCAGGGCCAUUCACUGCUGCUUCAGUUUGGUCUCGUGGUGGCGCUUUUAAGUUAAAGGGCCCAGGCGUCUCCUCCUUCCUUUCCUUUUCCCUGACUUCCUUCCCCUUCCCUCUUUGAUUUCUUCCUUUGGUCCUCCCACCUGGCCUCCACCAUUCGCCCCUCCCUCGCAACGGCUGUCCUCCCCCCUCGCCCCCGCCCCCAGUCAUCCUCCCCCUCCCACUCCCCCUCCACCUCCUCUGCCCCUUCCUCUCCCCACCACCACCAUCAUCAUCACCAUCACCACCCUCACCCUCAACCCAACUCCCACCACCACCACCAGCACCACCAUCACCACCCCCAGCUCCCCUCCUCUCCCCCUCGCUAUCUGCCUCCUCCCUUCUCCGCCUCCUCCUCCUCUCCGGCAACCAUGGCGAUGGCUGCCACCGCCUCCUCCUCCUCUUCGUCCUCGUCGUCGGCCAACGGCAGCGCCCGAGAGCACCUGCUGGCGGUGCGUCGGCGGACCCCGCACAACCGGCCGUACACGAUCGGGCCCGACAACCUCCGCAGCCUGUCGGUGCAGGACUCACCGGGGGGCUCCACCUCCGCGUCCUCCUCCGCUAUGUCGUCCGGGAACCAACCAGAAACGACGGGCGUGGGGCUCCAGCGGGCCAAUAGUGACACGGACCUGGUGACGUCAGACAGCCGGUCAUCGCUCACGGCGUCUAUGUACCAGCUGACUCUAGGCCACAGCCACCUGGUCAUCUCCUGGGACAUCAAGGAGGAAGUGGAUGCCACCGACUGGAUUGGCCUGUACCACAUCGAUGAGACGUGUGUGGCCAAUGUGUGGGACUCCAAGAACCGUGGCGUGAACGGCACCCAGAGGGGACAGAUCGUGUGGAGACUGGAGCCCGAACCCUACUUCAUGGAGCCGGAGACUAAGGUCUGCUUUAAAUACUAUCAUGGUGUAAGUGGAGCAUUAAGAGCAACGACGCCUUGUAUCACCGUCAAGAACCCUGGAGUACUGGUGGGCACUGAAGGCCAAGUGGAGGACCAAUCAGGGACUGAGCACUGUCGGAAACUAGUCAGCUUCACCCUGUCAGACAUCCGGGCAGCAGGCCUGAAGAAGGGCAUGUUUUUCAACCCUGACCCCUACCUGAAGAUGUCCAUCCAGCCCGGAAAGAGGAGCGGCCUCCCCAAGUUCACCCACCACGGCCAGGAGAGGCGCUCCUCCAUCAUAGCCAACACCACCAACCCUGUGUGGCACGGGGAGAAAUACACCUUUGUGGCUCUGAUGACUGACGUGUUGGAGAUCGAGGUGAAGGAUAAGUUUGCCAAGAGCCGGCCAAUCAUCAAGCGGUUUCUGGGUCAGCUGAUCAUGCCUGUGCAGAGACUCCUGGAGGGGCCGACAGCUGACGACCAGCCAGUCAGCUACAGCCUGUGUCGUCGUCUCCCUACGGACCAUGUGAGUGGGCAGCUUCUGUUCAGAGUGGAUAUCACCUCCACAGGACAAGAAGAAGCGUCCCCAGACGCUGUGGGAACCAUCUUGGGUGGGGCAGUGAACGGGGACCCCGGCAGUCCCUCUGAUGACGAAGACCUCCCUCAACCGCCCUCAUCCUCACGCGUCACAUGUGGACCAUCUCCCACGGGCUCUGACGAGGGCUCCCCGAUGGUCAACGGCGCUUGUUACUAUGGUGAGGACAGCGUGUGGCGGGAGCCUGGGCAGAUGGGAGAGGAGGAUCUGCUUCCUGUGGCUCUGGGCGGCCACACCCACCGGCAGGUGUCACUCAACGACUAUCUGGAUGCCAUCGAGGCACCCAGGAGCCCUGGGGACCGGCCUCUGGCAGGGCCUUCGCCAAAACUCCGCUCCAGCUUUCCAACAGACACGCGGCUAAAUGCUAUGCUACACAUAGACUCAGAUGAGGAUGAGGAGACGGCGGGGCAGCACAGGGAGCAAUCCCAGGAGGUGAGGACACAGCAGAGCACGGACUUAGCCUCAUCAAGGAGUCCGGGUACAUCUGAAUCUCAACCGGGGAACGAGGGAUCAAAAGCAGAGCAACAGGGGCAGACUGGAGCUGGGGCUGGGGCCGCAACAGAGGCAGGUUCCUCUGCUAGUUCUCAGUCAGAGACUGAGCCUGCAGGGGCUGAACCUGGAGCUGCAGAAGGUGCAGCUGGAGUCCAAAUGCAGGUGGGAACAUCAACCGCCACUGGGACCGGAGAGGUCGCUGGAGUGACAGCUGAGGCUGCACAUGUCACAGGAGAAACCUCUCAGGCAGCAGGGGCUGAGGCAGCGGCAGCAGAACCCGGGCCGGGGGAGUCUGUGGGGGAGUGUACCUGUCAGGAGCAGAGCAGCAGGACAGAUGCAAACCAGGAAGUUCCGUGCAAUUCCUCACUUGGUCCACUUUCACCCAUUCAGGAGGUGGAGACAAGAAAAGAAGUGGCUCCGAAGGCGGAGGAGGAAGGAGGGGAGUCAUCGAGCAGCGAGGCGAACGGGCCAGUAACAGCAGCUGCUCCGACCAGCAGCAACGUAGCUGACCGAGGAAGAGGGGCUUCUGCAGCUGGUGCUACAGCUCAGGUCAAUGGCCACCAGUCUGUUCGUUCCCUGCCGUCUGUCCGCCAUGACAUCAGUCGUUACCAGAGAGUGGACGAGUCGCUACCGCCUAACUGGGAGGCUCGUAUCGACAGCCACGGUCGGAUCUUUUACGUGGACCACGUGAACAGAACCACAACUUGGCAGCGUCCCACCGCUCCCCCUGCCCAACAGACCCUCCAGAGGUCCAACUCCAUACAACAGAUGGAGCAGCUGAACCGCAGGUAUCAGAGUAUACGUAGGACCAUAACCAAUGACAGCAGACCAGAGGAGCAGCCAGCCAAUGAGCUGCCACCGGACGAGACUGACAUGCACCCCUCUAUCCCAGAGCUGCGUAGGGAGAAUAGUGUGGCUCACUCCGGUUCCAGGUCUCGCCUCAUCCUGCUGCUUCAAUCCCCCAGCGCCAAGUUCCUCACCAGCCCCGACUUCUUCACUGUGCUGCAUUCCAACCCUAGUGCCUAUCGUAUGUUCACCACCAACACGUGUCUGAAGCAUAUGAUCAGUAAGGUUCGUCGGGAUGCUCACCACUUUGAGCGCUAUCAGCACAACAGGGACCUGGUGGCCUUCCUCAACAUGUUCGCCAACAAACAGCUGGAGCUGCCCAGAGGCUGGGAGAUGAAGCACGACCACACCGGCAAGCCUUUCUUCGUGGACCAUAACUGCCGUGCCACCACCUUCAUCGACCCCCGGCUGCCUCUUCAGAGCACUCGGCCGCCGAGCAUCUUAGCUCACCGCCAACACCUGACCCGCCAACGCAGCCACAGUGCCGGGGAGGUCAGCCCACGACGACUGGUGGGUGAAGACCCCCGUCAUGCCGGCCCACCCGUCCUGCCGCGGCCUUCGAGCACCUUCACCUCUGCUAACCGGGGUCAGUGCCAAGACGUCGUACCAGUGGCUUACAACGACAAGAUUGUGGCGUUUCUGCGACAACCAAACAUCUUUGAGAUUUUGCAGGAGAGACAGCCCGACUUCAACCGCAACCAUUCACUCAGGGAGAAGGUGCAGCUGAUCCGCACAGAUGGAGGGUCAGGAUUGGCGAGGCUGUCAGGUGACGCUGACCUUGUCAUGCUGCUAAGUCUGUUUGAAGAUGAAGUAAUGUCCUACGUGCCUCCUCACGCCUUACUUCACCCCAGCUACUGUCAGUCACCUCGGGGAUCGCCUGUCUCCUCCCCACAGAACUCGCCUGGUACUCAGAGAGCUAAUGCCAGAGCCCCAGCACCCUACAAGAGAGACUUUGAGGCCAAACUCCGCAACUUCUACAGGAAACUGGAAACUAAAGGCUACGGCCAAGGACCGGGGAAGCUAAAGUUGAUUAUCCGACGGGACCACCUGCUGGAGGAUGCCUUCAACCAGAUCAUGUGCUACUCCCGUAAAGACCUGCAGCGCAGCAAGCUCUACGUCAGCUUUGUAGGGGAGGAGGGGUUGGACUACAGCGGGCCUUCCAGAGAGUUCUUCUUCUUGGUUUCCAGGGAGCUGUUCAACCCUUAUUAUGGUCUGUUUGAGUACUCUGCCAACGACACCUACACCGUCCAGAUCAGCCCCAUGUCCGCCUUCGUGGACAAUCACCACGAAUGGUUCCGGUUCAGUGGUCGUAUUCUGGGUUUGGCUCUGAUCCAUCAGUACUUGCUGGAUGCUUUCUUCACCAGACCUUUCUAUAAAGGCCUACUGCGCAUUCCCUGUGAACUGAGUGACCUGGAGUAUCUGGAUGAGGAGUUUCACCAGUCCCUUCAGUGGAUGAAGGACAAUGACAUAGAAGACAUGCUGGACCUCACCUUCACCGUCAAUGAAGAAGUCUUCGGACAGAUAACAGAAAGGGAGCUGAAGCCCGGCGGUGCCAACAUCCCUGUCUCUGAGAAGAACAAGAAGGAAUACAUUGAGCGGAUGGUGAAGUGGAGGAUAGAGAGAGGAGUGGUGCAGCAGACUGAAAGCCUGGUCAGAGGUUUCUACGAGGUGGUGGAUGCCAGGCUGGUGUCAGUGUUUGAUGCCAGGGAGCUGGAGCUGGUGAUCGCCGGCACAGCUGAGAUUGACUUAUCAGACUGGAGGAACAACACGGAGUACAGAGGAGGUUACCAUGACAACCAUAUUGUGAUCCGGUGGUUCUGGGCAGCCGUAGAGAGGUUCAACAAUGAGCAGAGACUGCGACUCCUGCAGUUUGUGACCGGGACGUCCAGUAUUCCUUACGAGGGUUUUGCUUCCCUGCGAGGCAGCAACGGACCCAGAAGAUUCUGUGUGGAGAAGUGGGGGAAGGUCACUUCACUGCCCAGAGCUCAUACUUGUUUCAACCGGCUGGACCUCCCACCGUACCCGUCCUUCUCAAUGCUGUAUGAGAAGAUGUUGACUGCCGUGGAAGAGACCAGCACCUUUGGGCUGGAAUGAGACCCUCGUCUCUCCACCCCAUUCAGUUCUCGUCAUCUCCCCUCAGUCUACCCUCUCAAGGACUGCAGGUGGAAGUGAAGAGAGAGAGAGCCAUGAUAGAAGCUGGAUUUAAAGUCUGAUUUAUGGUUUGUGUUUAAUUUAUAAUGGGCUUUUUUUUUUUUUUUAUAACAGAGGCUGAUAAGACCUUUUCAACCACAAAGCUGCACUCUGACCUUUUGAAAUUUCCCAAGUACAGAGGUAAAACAGUUGUUUUUUUGUUGCACCUGCACGCAAUUGGCACCGACUUAGUAACACACGCUUUCACCUGUGUGACAAAUGAAGACCCGCACUGCCUUUGGGACCAGAAUCAUAACUGCCAGGGUUUGAUCAAUCAGAGACCGGGAUGCUUUUUUUUGUCACUUUCUCUUUGAUACCACAAGGUUAAAGUUUAUCAUCAAAGAAGAAGCAACCACUGCCUUCUCUGCAAAAGCUGAGUGGACCUCUUUUAUCCUAAUCUGGAUGGACCUCAAAGGAUUAUAAGGCACGUCCAGAACUGUGAGCUUCACUGACGCCCUCGUUGUAUUACAGCGUCUCCUUGUGGUCUGUUGUAAUGACUGCACUCACGUAGAUUGUGCAUUUGUUUCUCCAAGCCUUUGGAGGACCAUCUGAGGUAACUUUUGGUAAAGUUUGUGGGGUUUUCCAAUGAACUUAUACAGCUGAUUUUGGAGACCCCAAACAAGAAACUUUGCUAUUGUUGUUACAGUGUUUCCAUCUACAAGAAGUGAUUUUUCUAAUGACGUGGCAGUGAAAUGUUGUGAUUUGAAUGUAACUUUAUGAUGUAGUGGGGAGUGAUUUUGUACCAGAUCUGGAUCAAUUUGCAAAAAAAUAUUUGGCCACCACUUACUUGAGUUAAUAAUGUGUUGAUGAGUAAAUUAAGUUACAUACAGAUUGUAACCAUAUCCAUUUACUUUGAUUGUAUUUAAUUGAUUUGAAACAAGCUUUGAUCCAGGUCUAUUCUCUAAAAAUGUGUUAAAAGUCGUCUACACUCAAGAGUUGUAGAUUAAAAUAUCCAAGUAGACAAAGUAAAUGUGUCCACACACCAGUGGUGGAUCUAGAGGAUUUUACAUGGGGUGGCAAGAGACUGAAAAUACAUGCUACUUCUGCAGAUUGAUAUAUAAAUGAUAUGCACUCUCCCUCCUUCCUUCUUAUUUUCUAUCCACAGUUAAGUCCAGCUACUCUGACCUACAGCAGGCAGAAUAAUCCCUGUUUAACAUUGUAGGAGCAUGUAGUUAAUAAGAUACAAUCAAUGGAUGAACAUUUAACACUGAUAUCACUCAGUGUUAAAUGUUUGUCCAUUGAUUGUAUCUUAUCUUAUCUUACUGUAGACUAUCCUGUCAUGGAUACAAUAUCUCCAGUAUGUCUGUGUGCAGACUUGUGCACAGAUAAUAAUGGAUGUUAGAGGAAGGACACUUCUGUAUUUAUUUUCUAAUUAAAUAUUAAGAAUCGAUCUUCCAGCACUGCAGUUUUAAGGCUGUAAUUCCCAGCAGAUCUUCAUCAGUAUCCAUUAUUUAGGAAGCAACUGUAAGACUCAACAUAUCCUAAAUGUUAGAGCUUCAAACAUAACACAAUUUUUUAAAUACUGGUCAUAAACCAAAGUACUGGACAAAGUAUUUGCACCAAAUUUAAUGGCAAUCCAUUUAGCAAGGCUAAAAAUAAUGGGCUGUUUCACUGCUUUGGAUGUAGUGGUGACUGAAAAUGACUCCUCAGUAGCGUUGGUAGCUUCCCACCUUCAUGCCUCCCUCCAGAUCCGCCCCUGCCACCCAUACCCCCCCACAUCUGAACUGAAAAAUUUCGCCAAGCUUGAGUACAGCAGCUGGUGUCAAAGACACAGUUAGGUCAUCAGAUUUUACGCUGCCAAGUUCAAUAUAUUAUGUAAUUAUAGAAAAAGGACUUCAGAGACAUCAACAUAUAUCAACUGGCAUAAAAAUGUUUCCUCAGCAUACUCGCUGUUGCUCAUUAGAAUAAUACAUUUUCUUUUCAUUGUUUUUGGCUCUUUAUUCACCUCACACACUAUGACUAGAAGCUCUCAGAAAGUUUUCUCUUUUCUUUGUUCUUUUUACACUUGUGAUGUUAACCACUUGUGUGUUUAUACGGCUCAAUUUGAUUACACGUAUGUAAACUCUGUAAAAUGUCUUUCUGACAUGAAGAGUCGAACUCUGACACCGUUGAAUAGUUCCUUUAGAUUUGCACUCUGUCAUAAUUUCAAUAUUGAAUGAAUUGUAUCAACUCAAUGUUAAUGUUUCUGUUAAUUUAAUCAAGUUGUUUAGUGGAGUUUUCACACAGCAGGCGCACAGUAAACAGUAAAAACCAUACAGUCCUCAUAAUAGAAAAGCAUGAACAUUUUGUAUAAAAUCAGUUUUGAAGGAGCUUGCAAUGAUCUUUUCUCUUUUGUACAUUGAGAUACUUGUUACCGUCCUCUUCACUCACAUUCCCCCCUGCACUAUGAAUGUAAGCACGCCUUGAACUGCCACAUUGAAAUAUCACUGUCCACAUGCAGGCCUACAACACCUAAAAGUCAACCGCUGAGUUCCUGAGCUAACACAAACCCUUCUGAACGCCUCAUUUUAUACUCACGGCAAAAUCCAGACCAUAUGGAAGCCCAUUUCUGCAAAGAGAAAAAAUGAAUACAUAAAAAGUUAUCUUUGUUAAAAAUAGAAAUGCUCAUCAUCGUUAUCUUAUGAAUUCUUUUAUUACUCUGACUUAAGUCAAAAUUACUAGACUAAAAAUUUCGUCAAAACUGACUGUCACAUGAAUUUUGUCUUAUUUCUGACUUAGUAGGUCAAACUUCAAAUCUCGUAACAUUUAAAUGCUGUUUCAUGCUUUGUAGUAUCUUAAAAAUGUUUUUGAUAAGACUUUGUCUUUUCAUACUUUUAGUUGACUUUUCAUCUUUUUUUUUCCUGGCACAAAUGGGCUUCAAUAAGACCAAAGGUACUGUAGACUAAAUGCUACAGGCUCCUUUUUUAUGCGUGUUGACGGGACAAAAAACAAACUUAAACAGCAUAUUUUAUGCAAAGUCAGGGAGGGUACAUUUGAAACUGAUCGUAUUGUUUUCAAUUUCUGGACCAGAUUUUGAUAAAGCCCUGGACCUACGGUUUUCCUUGUUUACACUUUUAGAGAAUGUACUCUAAUCCAGAAUACUAACUAACAUUAUUUAUGUAUGAAGUUAACAUUUGGAUAGGAAGUUUGGUAAAUUUUCAUGUGCAAAUUCAGUUGAAUUCAAGUGGGAUUGAACAAUUCAAUUCACAGAAUGAAAAUAAUAUUAUUUCCCUCACUGAAUGCACUGCCCUGUCUGUCUAACCAGAAUGUACCAAAGUUUAGAGCCUAAGCCAGCUGCCUCACAUCUAACAACCAACCACUCUUUCUGUACAGUCCACCUCACUUUUAAAUAUGAAUGUUUGUCAGCACUCCUCUCUUAAAAUAAAAUGUCAUCUCUCUAUGCAAGCUUUUUCUUCUUCUUUCCAUGUCACUUUGAUUGUAAUUGAACAAACAGGUCAGGAUAAUAAAUGAAAAUCAAUAUGUG
This is a messenger RNA of Dicentrarchus labrax (European seabass), 9501 nucleotides long. It is a transcript of the gene hecw2b, whose product is annotated as HECT, C2 and WW domain containing E3 ubiquitin protein ligase 2b. Lineage: Eukaryota; Metazoa; Chordata; Actinopteri; Moronidae. Gene Ontology annotation, molecular function: ubiquitin-protein transferase activity; protein binding. Bases 1407 to 5942 code for a protein of 1511 amino acids. The record is from RefSeq and is a predicted model, not a curated record. The transcript has 30 exons. Gene Ontology annotation, biological process: regulation of dendrite morphogenesis.